AUGACAACCUCCGACCGAGAUCAACUGAUUGACAUGGGAUUCUCCCCUGAAAGAAUGUAUGGCGAAGAGAGAAUAUUUAUGAAAGAAACUCUUAAAGGAUAUGUAACAAAGAAUGCAGGUCUACAGCCUGCCAUGGACUGGCUAAUUUCACAUGCAGACGAUGACUUGGACGAAACAUUGGGCGGAUCAUCAAGCGGAACUGCCAUUGCAUCCGGGUCCGGGACUAAUAACGCUGAACAAGAGGAAGGAGAGAUCAAGGCAGGAGAAGAGACUGCCCAAUCUUUGAAAUGUGACGAUUGUCAGAGAUUAUUUCGUGAUGCGAAAGCGAAGAUCAAGGCACAGAUUGAGCAGGAUAAACGAGAUAGGGCCGCAAAGCGCGAGGCUUCUCGAAAGGCUAUUGAAAAAGUAGCGGCUGAAGAGGCAGAAGCGGCGGCAGAAGCUGCAAAGGCGCCAAAGCCAUCUAAAGAGUAUACUGAAGCAAGACUCCAGUUUCGACAGACAUCGGGUCCCUCAAUUACACAUACGUUCCAAGCAACUGAUACGCUGCAGACUGUUUACGAUUUUGUUGCAGAACAGAUUUUUGAACCAUUCCAGCUGAUAACCACGUAUCCAAGGAAAGUUUUGGACGGUGAUGACAGAGAGAAGACGCUCAAAGAACUCGAUCUAUGUCCAUCGAACGUAUUGAUGGUAUCAAAAUGA
Molecule: messenger RNA, 699 nt
Organism: Paraglomus brasilianum
Lineage: Eukaryota; Fungi; Glomeromycota; Glomeromycetes; Paraglomerales; Paraglomeraceae
Source: the annotation of a GenBank genome assembly